AUGAGUUCUUAUCCAUCAAGUGGUCGUCGGCGACCGAUCACCCGAACGGAGGCGGAAGAAAGAGCGUUGGACAAAAUUUCAAGAGAGGCGGAAGCUCGAAUGAAAUUAAAGAGAGAAACUAGAGAACAAGCUAGGCAAGGACGGUAUCAACUCCUAGAAAAGAAAGUUGAAGAAGAUGCUGAAGCAUUUCGACAUGAUACUGCUUCAACUUCUAACACGAACGGAGUGUCAUCUUCAACUAAUCAAACCCAGGAACAAUUGCAUGACAAAGUUAUUGAGUUACAAGAUCGCGUGCAACAAGUCAUGUUUCUUUAUUCCCAAUUAGAUAAUGAAAAAUCUACUUUGCUCUACGAGGUGGAUCUCUUGAAAGACGAACUAGAAGAAAAAGAUGCUUCGUUGAAUUUAUCGUCUCGUGAGUGUCGAGAUUUGACUAGUGAAGUGAAAGCUUUAAAACGGACAAUCGAUGCUUUACAUGCCACGCAACAGCAGUUGAAAAGUGAAAUUUCCCAACGAGAUCAACUCAUACAGGAAAAUGGUUUAUGUCUUGUCGAAGAGGACCCAGAAGAAGAAGGAUCCGAGUCAUCUAAUAACGCGUCUGGAGAAAUAAGAUCUGGGCCGUAUCUUUUCAAACGUGAGACGAUUCGUUUAGUUGAUCGAGUAGUUCCUGGAGCAGCAAGUCUCGAUGAGAAGGUUCAAAAACUUAUCGAUACGAACAAAAAGAUGCGUAAAGAUUAUGAAGAGUUGGAGCAAACGAUAUACACACAGCGACAUGCUCGUAAUGCACGGGAUUCUGCAAAUGUUAUGCCGAAUCAAGGAGUUGAUGAUGUCAAUAAAGAUGCUGCCAAACACCUCGCUGAGAUGAAACUGAAAAUGCAGGACCUCGAAAGAGAAAAUACGAAUCAACAAGGGAAUGUAAUUCGUAUGGAAGGGCAAAUGAAAAGGUACAAAUCUAAUGCGGAUGCAGCCGAAAAAGAAUUGGAUGAAUUGAAAACUCAGAUGCGGCAAACUAAGAAAGAGCUCCGUGAUAAAGAGAAUGCAUUGGAUGAACAAAAAGAGACAAAUAAACAUUUACAAAGUCGUUUGGAGAAAAUGAGAAUGCAACGAACCGGACGCCCCUUAUAG
This is a messenger RNA of Caenorhabditis remanei, 1122 nucleotides long. RefSeq lists its product as uncharacterized. NCBI's taxonomy places the organism in Eukaryota, Metazoa, Nematoda, Chromadorea, Rhabditida, Rhabditidae. The transcript has 11 exons. The coding region runs from base 1 to 1122 and encodes 373 amino acids. Gene Ontology annotation, biological process: regulation of DNA-templated transcription. The record is from RefSeq and is a predicted model, not a curated record.